This is a messenger RNA of Protopterus annectens (West African lungfish), 1803 nucleotides long. RefSeq names its product kelch-like protein 10. Lineage: Eukaryota; Metazoa; Chordata; Ceratodontiformes; Protopteridae. Bases 22 to 1803 code for a protein of 593 amino acids. The record is from RefSeq and is a predicted model, not a curated record. Gene Ontology annotation, molecular function: protein binding. The transcript is spliced from 5 exons.
GCCCAGCUUCAGAAAAAGCACAUGAACAGGAAAAUGAGUCUUACAUCUUGUAGCAUCUUUAAUCAAUACAGACUUGAGGGUAAAUUUUGUGAUGCAGUUAUCAAAGUCGAUGAAAUAGAAAUGAAAGUCCACAAGAUCAUUAUGGUUAGCUGCAGCUCUUAUUUUAAGGCUUUGUUUUCUGGUGCUUGGAGUAAUAAGGAAAAAAUGGUAUACAACAUUCCUGGAGUUUCUGCUGACAUGAUGGAGUUGAUCAUAGAAUAUGCUUAUAUCAGAACAAUAUCAAUCACUGCAGAUAACGUGAAGCAGCUUCUCAUUGCAGCAGAUCAGUUCUGUGUAUCUGGCAUCGUCAAGACUUGUUGUGACUUUUUUGAGUCACAUCUCUGCCCAGAAAACAGCAUUGGAAUUUGGAUGCUUGCAGACUGCUGUUACUGCCCUGAACUGAAAACCAAAGCAAGCCUUUUCAUUCUUCAGAACUUUGAGGAGACAGUAAAAGCAUCUGAAGAGUUUCUGCAGUUGUCAGCUUUUAAAUUUGGAGAAAUAAUUGAAAAAGAUGAGCUCAGUGUCAAGCAGGAAGAUGUGGUGUUUGAAGCCAUUGUGAAAUGGAUAAAUCAUGAUCCCAAGGACAGAAAGAAGUUUCUUCCUCUUUUGCUUCCCAAGGUGCGACUGUACCGAAUGGAUGUGGAAUAUUUUAUAAAGAAUAUCAAAAAUCAUGACUACGUGAAAGGCAAUCAUGAAUGCAACCAAGCUAUAAUUAAUACCCUUAAAAUCAUGUAUGCUCUGAACAAAAGUCCUUCCUGCCAACAAUCCAGGAAACUGCUAAAUAGGCCCCGACUUCCAGAUGCAGUCCUCUUUGCCAUUGGUGGAGAGAGUGAAGCUAGCCUGACAAAUGUCAUUGAGGCAUAUGAUACUCAUGUUGAUAUGUGGGUAGAUGUUACAUCUGAAGGGGAAAGCCCUCGUGCAAACCAUGGUGUAGCGUAUCUAAAGGGAUACAUGUAUAUUAUUGGUGGAACUGAUGGUGAGAAUUACCUCAACACCGUUAGGUGUUUCAACCCUAUCAAAAAGACAUGGCAGGAAGUUGCCCCCAUGCAUUCAAGACACUGCUGUCUUAGUGUAACUGUACUAAACAACUUCAUAUAUGCCAUGGGGGGAUUUGAUGGGCAAAAAUACCUGAACACAGCUGAGCAAUAUGACCCUGAAAUGAAUCGAUGGACUUUGAUUUCUCAUAUGCAUGAAGUCAGAACUGAUGCAGGUGCUACAGCUCUACAAGGAAAGGUGUACAUAUUUGGAGGCUCCACUGGUGAUGAAUAUGAAUGUUUACAAACAGCUGAGAUAUAUGAUCCGGAAACCAACCAGUGGGCUCUGAUCGCACCAAUGAGAAAUGAACGAAGAGGGGCGGGAGUGACCGCAUAUCAAGGAAACAUUUAUGUAGUCGGAGGAUUUGAUGGAUUCGAUCAACUUAGCAGUGUUGAGGUCUACAAUCCAGUUACUAACACUUGGCACAUCAUUUCCAACAUGCUAACCCCUAGAAGUAACUUUGGAAUUGGGGUGUUGGAUGAGCAGCUGUUUGUUGUUGGUGGGUAUAAUGGCUUUUCUGCAACUCUAAAAGCCGAGUGUUAUAAUGUCAAGACUGGCGAAUGGCACAAUAUCCCUAACAUGAGGACUGCCCGCAGCGCACUUAAAUGCUGUGUCAUUGGAGGAUUACCAAAUACUGCAGAGUAUGCGGUACCAAGAAAGAGUUUUCCAGAGUUGUCUCUUGAAAACAAAAUUAAUCUUUCAGAUUGCAUUAGGAUAUUAGCUACCUGA